This is a messenger RNA of Racocetra persica, 498 nucleotides long. Lineage: Eukaryota; Fungi; Glomeromycota; Glomeromycetes; Diversisporales; Gigasporaceae. The record is from the annotation of a GenBank genome assembly.
AUGUCGACUGGAAUUUCAAAUUUUAGUCAAAUUAUAUCUCGAGGAUAUACUUUAGUCGACAAAACCCUACUUAUUGCGGAGUUUAUCGAAUCAAAUUCAAUUGUUUCAGUAAUUGUUCGGCCAAGCCAGUUUGCCAUGUCUACAAAUGUCUCCAUGACUAAAGAUUUUUUCAAUCCCAAUUUUCUCGGUCAUUUUAGUUAUCGCUAUGAGUUAUUCAAGAUAAUGGUUAAAGUAGACCUAAUUAAAAGAUAUUUUUGCAAAUAUCCGGUUAUGCAUAUUUCCUUUAAGUGCAGUGAGAAUUUGGAGAAAGUCCUUCUUGUUGGUACAUUUCCAAUUGGGUUUAUUAAUAUGCAUGCUUUUUCAACGAAUGAAGCAGAGUAUGCAGAUAAAUUUGGAUUUACGGAAGAGGAAGCUUCCACCAUUGCUCAAUACCAUAAUUUGGAAAGCCGUUUAGAAGAAAUCAAACAAUGGUUUUUAAGAAAUAUUAAAUUGAUACAG